Arabidopsis arenosa is the source of this 1397-nucleotide messenger RNA. NCBI's taxonomy places the organism in Eukaryota, Viridiplantae, Streptophyta, Magnoliopsida, Brassicales, Brassicaceae. The record is from the annotation of a GenBank genome assembly.
CUUCUCCAGUUUCCAUUUCUAGAUCGAUCGAGAUUGAAGGAGAGAAGAUGCCUGGUUUAACAUGUAACGCGUGUAACAUGGAGUUCAAGGACGAAGAAGAGCGUAACCUUCAUUACAAAUCCGAUUGGCACCGCUACAAUCUCAAGCGCAAGGUGGCUGGAGUUCCUGGAGUUACAGAAGCCUUGUUUGAGGCUAGACAAUCUGCUCUUGCUCUGGAGAAGAAUAAAUCAAAUGAAGCACCUAUGCUUUAUACUUGUGGGAUCUGUGGUAAAGGUUACAGGAGUUCCAAGGCUCAUGAGCAGCAUCUUCAGUCGCGGAGCCAUGUUUUGCGGGUUUCACAAGGGACAUCAAUCAAUGGAGAGGAGGAUAUAGCGAUUAUCAGGCAACUUCCUCGCCGUGUUCAACACAGGGGUUCCAUUGAUGAUGAUAGUGAUGAUGAAUGGGUGGAGGUUGAUUCUGACGACGAAUUGGCUGCUGAAGAAGCCUCAGAUUCUUUGUCUAAGUUGAAUGUUAAUGAGUCUGGAUCUGCUGAAGAUAUGGAUGAUGAUGGUGAUGCAGACAAGUAUGAGCUGGAUCCGACCUGCUGUUUGAUGUGUGACAAAACCCAUAAGACCUUAGAGAGCUGUAUGGUUCACAUGCAUAAGCACCAUGGUUUCUUCAUUCCCGAUAUUGAGUAUCUCAAGGAUCCUGAAGGGCUUCUCACUUACCUCGGUCUCAAGGUCAAGAGAGACUUCAUGUGUCUAUACUGCAAUGAGCUGUGCCGUCCAUUCAGCAGCUUAGAAGCUGUAAGAAAGCAUAUGGAAGCAAAGAGUCAUUGCAAACUGCAUUAUGGUGAUGGUGAUGAUGAUGAAGAUGCUGAACUAGAAGAGUUCUAUGACUACAGCAGCAGCUAUGUUGAUGAAGCUGGGAAGCAGAUUGUUGUAGCUGGUGAAACAGACAACACUGUAGAACUUGUUGGUGGUUCUGAGCUCCUGAUCACGGAGAAUUCCGAGAACACAAAGACGUCUAAAACUCUCGGGUCCCGUGAAUUCAUGCGUUACUACAGACAGAAGCCACGCCCAACUUCUCAAAACAGCAACCAGAUAAUUGCCUCUAUAUCUUCAAGGUACAAGAGUCUGGGUCUGAAGACGGUACCGUCAAAAGAGGAGACAUUGAGGAUGAAAGUGCGCAAGGAGAUGAGUCAGAGAGGUGAGACAAUGCGUACCAAGAUCGGAGUGAAGAGUAACGUCAUAAGAAACUUGCCCAAUAACGUCCCAUAUUAGUGUCUGUAUUCUCUAGUGUUGGAUUGUAUGAUGAUUUCAUGUACUUUGAGUCUUUGACCAAGUUGUGUUGGUACUUGGUAAUAAGAGUAAGCUUUAAACAGAGUAUGUUCACUGAAAUAGAAAAUGUUAAAAUUG